Molecule: messenger RNA, 1297 nt
Organism: Pyricularia oryzae 70-15
Lineage: Eukaryota; Fungi; Ascomycota; Sordariomycetes; Magnaporthales; Pyriculariaceae
Product: sulphydryl oxidase
Exons: 3
Coding region: 1-1197 (398 amino acids)
Molecular function (GO): oxidoreductase activity
Source: RefSeq, a predicted model, not a curated record
AUGAAGCUCAGUCUCUGCUCUCUCCUGCUCUCAGCGGCAUCGAACUUGGUGCUGGCUCUGCCCAUCAACGACACCUUUGUGUACGAUGCCGUCAUCGUCGGAGGUGGUCCGGCAGGACUCUCGAUCGCCAGUGCCCUCGGCCGUGUGCGCCGCAACGCUCUCGUCAUCGACUCUGGAGAGUACCGCAACGCGCCUACGAGGCACAUGCACGAUGUCCUCGGUUUUGAUGGCGUCACCCCGGCGUGGUACCGCUACUCGGCCCGGAAGCAGAUUGCUGCCUACAACACAAUCACGUUCACCAACGGAACCGUGACCAAGAUUGAUGGCAACGACCAGCAAAACUUUGCUGUCACCAGUACCGGCUUCGACAACUCAACCUUCACCGUCCGCGCUCGCAAGGUCGUCCUGGCGACCGGUCUGAAGGACGACCUGCCCGAAACUCCCGGCAUUUGGGAGAACUGGGGCAAGGGCAUGUACUGGUGCCCCUGGUGUGACGGCCACGAGCACGCAGACCAGCCCCUCGGCCUCCUGGUGGCUCAGUUCUCCGACAUCCCGUCGUCGGCGCGCGAGGUCAUGACCCUCAACCCUGACCUGAUCGGCUUCGCCAACGGCACCGACACGCCCGAUGGGCGGGCCAAGACCGAGGCCAAGAACCCCAAGUUCCAGACCUACAUGGACCUGCACAAGGUGCGGGUCGACAACCGCACCAUCGCGCGCAUCGUGCGCCUCAAGGACGGCGGCGACCCGGCCCACGACCCUUCGCUGUCCACGGCUCCCGAGUACGACCUGUUCUCGGUCGAGUUCACCGAGGGCGAGCCGGUCCAGCGCGCCGGGUUCCUGCUGUCGUACCCCGAGGAGCAGCGCAGCAGGAUCGGCCCGGAGGCCGGCGUGCAGAUCUGGGGCAGCAAGCUGGCCGUCGACCAGUCCAAGGGCUACCUCACCAACGUCCCGGGCAUCUACGCCAUCGGCGACGCCAACUCGGACAACAGCACAAACGUCCCGCACGCCCUGUACACCGGCAAGCGCGCCGCCGUCUUCAUGCACGUCAGGCUGGCCAAGGAGGACCAGGCCAAGGAGACGGGCGUCGACGUCUCGCAGCUGCUCAAGAGGGACGUCGAGCUCGAGACCCGCUCGCUCUGGGACCAGGUCAACGGCCAGCCCGGUGAGAUUCUGUAUGCUGGCGAGUACGACCAGUAAAUUUGGGGGGUUCAUGAUACUUGAGGAUACCUAUGUACUAAAAACUAAAAAAAAAGGGUGAUGGCGCUCAAAAUAAUGCAAUAAUGAUACCUUAUUUUCU